CUGCGGGUUAUGGCCCAGUUACUCUUUGUAUACUUCUUUUUGGUAUAAAAGCCUCGAAAAUUUAUUGAAUUGACAUCAGUUCAUUACGCUCCAUUGCAAAGAACAAUCUUCAACAAAUCAAUCAAAAUGAAAUUCCUCGUCUGCUUGGCUCUCUUCAUCGCCGCUGCUAGCGCUCAUGUUGUAGCUCCUGCUUACACCACCUAUGCUGCCGCUGCUCCAGCCUAUACCACUUAUGCUGCUGCUGCCCCAACAUACACUGCUUAUGCUGCUGCUCCUGCCUACACUAGCUAUGCCGCUGCUGCCCCAGUCUACACCCGUUCCGUGUACUCUGCCCCAGCCUACACCACCUAUUCUGCCCCUGCCGUAGUUGCCGCUCCAGCAGCCGCUGCUGUUGUUGCCCCAGCUGUGCCAGCCGUCUACACCUCUUUGUUGAAGAAGAAGUAAAUUCUUUGAGAUUGGAAUGAGUAUAAAUACGAAACGAAAUGAAAGUGAUCGCUAAUAUUUUUGGACUCUUGAUUUUGGAUAAUGAAUAAAAUAAAACAAACCAAA
This is a messenger RNA of Musca domestica (house fly), 549 nucleotides long. Its product is annotated as pupal cuticle protein G1A-like. Bases 127 to 444 code for a protein of 105 amino acids. The transcript has 2 exons. NCBI's taxonomy places the organism in Eukaryota, Metazoa, Arthropoda, Insecta, Diptera, Muscidae. The record is from RefSeq and is a predicted model, not a curated record.